Molecule: messenger RNA, 1624 nt
Organism: Betta splendens (Siamese fighting fish)
Lineage: Eukaryota; Metazoa; Chordata; Actinopteri; Anabantiformes; Osphronemidae
Product: CD209 antigen-like protein C
Exons: 6
Coding region: 383-1123 (246 amino acids)
Source: RefSeq, a predicted model, not a curated record
CAGCUGUAAACAACAUUUUCAGUCUAUAUCAGGAGGCUCACUGUGGGUUUUAUGAAAUACACACUUCUAACACUUUGUUAAUCUUGGAACUUGCUUUGAACUCCUUUUUUCUUGGAAAACUGCUGUUUGCACUGAAACUUUGGAGAUCACUGCUUUGGAUCUUUUGGGACUUUAUAUUUGGACAAUAUCAUUUUGAAAAAGGAAACUACACCAUAUUCGUCUGCUCUUUGAUGUCUUUCAGUUCCUUAUAUUUGUUCUACUAACUUAUAAUAACGUUUCUCAGUACAGCGAAGACGAUCACUUCCUCAUGUAGAACUAAACCUCUGUACUUCAGUCUGUCUUUCAGCCUCGUGUGGCACAGGACUACCUCCUGUUACUGUAGAUGAUAGAUAAAACCUCAGAUGACCUUUCAGAUGACAUGGACGAUAUUUAUGUAAAUGUGGAAGAUGUGAAGUCUGUUGACUCAAGGCCCCCAUCGAUGCCCCCAUCGAGUCAGACAGGUGCUGGGAGGUUUCACGGAGCUCUUCUCAUCCUGGGGCUGCUCAAUGUUCUCUUGUUGUCUGGACUCAUCGGACUUGGCGUCUGCUUUGUAGAAGUCUGCAGCAUCACAGCCAACCUCACUGAGCGUCUCCAGGACAGUAACAAGCAAGUGUUCUCCCUGGAUGAAGACAGAGAGCGGCUCAGGGCCAACCUCUCUGAAGUGACUGAGGAGAGGAACAAGCUCCGCAGACUGUUUACACAGAGAUGGACGAUGUUCAACAAUUCCCUGUAUUUCCUCUCUAAUGAGCCUGGUUCGUGGACCAAAGGCAGAGACGACUGCAUUAAGAGAGAAGCACAUCUGGUGGUGAUAGACAGCGAUAAAGAACAGAGGUUCCUGUCUGGAUUAACCAAGGAGGCAGCUUGGAUUGGUCUGACUGACAGGGACAAAGAGGGAACGUGGGGAUGGAUCAGUGGAGCUCCUCUAACUGUGAGAUACUGGUGGAAAAACCAGCCUGAUAACGGUGGUAAAGGUUUGGUUAAAGAGGACUGUGCCCACAUCAGUGCUGUAACUGCAGAAUGGAAUGAUCUGCCCUGUGAAAGGUCUCUGCUGUGGAUCUGUGAGAAAACAUGUGACAUGUGUUAGUGCUUUUAUAAAAUCAGAACAGUGCGUCAAAGCAUCAUUUCUGCUGAGUAACAGAGACACUUCGAGCUCAUUCUGCAUCUUUUUUCAACCUGUUUGGUUUGUUGCUCUAUAAUGUAAUAUGCCGUUAUUGUCAAAUGUCAUCAACCCAUGUUUCAAGAUAUUGGCCUGUGGACUAAAGAGAGGGAGCAUCCAGCUGUGGACAGCUUGCACAUCUGGCUCCAUUGGUGACUUUUCAGCAGUGCAUCAUAAUCAGGCAAAGCAGCCGCUGUAAUGACUUUAUGCUGCAGCUCUAAACCCUGUAUUCACAUAUUUAAGGUAAUACACUGUUUCUUACCAGCCACUGUUAUAUCAUACUUACAGUAGAACUGUGUCCUGAAUCAAUGUAUCAAUAAUAAAAUUAUUUCAGCCGAUGUUUGUUAAGUAUCUUACUUUUAAACUGUAUAAAAUUACGCUGAAUAACUGUGAAUAAUCAAGUCACUUCUGUUCUGGUAAAUAAAGAUU